Messenger RNA from Eublepharis macularius, 2618 nucleotides. RefSeq names its product BCL2 interacting protein 2 (gene BNIP2). Bases 141 to 1142 code for a protein of 333 amino acids. The transcript has 11 exons. Gene Ontology annotation, biological process: apoptotic process. Gene Ontology annotation, cellular component: cytoplasm. NCBI's taxonomy places the organism in Eukaryota, Metazoa, Chordata, Lepidosauria, Squamata, Eublepharidae. The record is from RefSeq and is a predicted model, not a curated record.
CUGUGAGGAGAGGGUCGUUGGGGCCGGCUGGCAGCCAGGGGUGAAAAGGGGGGGAGUCGAAGGCCCCUUCCCCCCGCGCCCCCCCCCGGGGCCAGUUCUCGGCUGACGUCUUGACAAGGGAAGGAGGCGUUCUGGAUCCCAUGGAGCCUUCAUCCUCCAUCGAGGCCAAGCUGAGGAUGGAGGGUGUGGAGUUGAAAGAGGAAUGGCAAGACGAAGACUUUCCUCGGCCUCUGCCGGAAGAUGACCAUAUUGGAGAUCUGCCCAAUGCAUCGGGAAGAGGGGACCCCCCUGAAAUCAAUGGCAGCAAAGUUAAGAAGAAGCUGCUGGCUCCCAAUAUAAGCCUAACUCUGGACCACAGCGAAGAAUCCGUUUUGUCAGAUGAGUUGGAUGAGAGCGGGGAGAUUGACCUGGAUGACCUGGACACACCCUCUGAAAACAGCAACGAGUAUGAAUGGGAAGAUGAUCUUCCAAAACCCAAAUCUACUGAAGUGAUUGGGGAAGGGGAGCUUCCAGAAUAUUCGGCAUCCGAGGAAAAAGAGGAGGAGCGGCGCUGGCGUAUGUUCCGAAUUGGAGAGCAGUCUCACAGGGUGGACAUGAAGGCCAUUGAGCCCUACAAGAAAGUAAUCCGGCACGGAGGAUAUUACGGCGAUGGAUUGAAUGCGAUAGUUGUGUUUGCAGUUUGCUUCAUGCCCGAGAGCAGUCAGCCAAACUACAAGUACUUAAUGGAUAAUCUAUUUAAGUUUGUGAUUGGAACACUAGAAUUACUGGUUGCUGAAAACUACAUGAUCGUUUAUUUAAAUGGUGCUACGACACGGAGGAAGAUGCCCAGCCUAGGCUGGCUCAGGAAAUGCUACCAACAAAUUGACAGGAGGCUGAAGAAGAACCUGAAAUCCUUAAUAAUAGUUCAUCCUUCCUGGUUUAUUAGGACACUUCUGGCAAUCACAAAACCUUUUAUCAGCUCAAAGUUCAGCCAAAAAAUCAGAUAUGUCUUCACUCUGGCAGAGCUGGCGGAACUGGUCCCUGUAGAAUCAGUGGGCAUUCCGGAUUGCAUAAAACAGUAUGAAGAAGAAAAAUUUAAAAAGAAAGCCAAAAGAAUUGACCAAGAGCUUAACGGAAAGCAAGAAGAGAAGACAGAACAGUGAAUUUUUUUUUUGUCAGAGUCAAACCAAGACUGAGGAAUGUGCCGAUGGAAUGAUAUUUUGCAUUAAAAACCUGUUGCAGUGGAGGGUUUGCCUCUGGACUUGUGCCCCGUGGCCUCUGUUCUGCUGGGCUGGCUUGCACACAGCUGCCUUCGUCGUAACCGCCUUAUACUGCAGCAUCACAGGGUGUCAUUGGUGACACCUGAGUUUUAUCUAAAUGAUGCUUAUUCAGUAAUUAUUUAUAUGCAUAAAUGUUAAGGAAAGGAAAGAGAAUAAUAUAUAUUUUUAUGACUUCUUAAAACAAUAUAUAAUGUCUACCUGUAGGAUUUUUACAAGCAGGCAAGACCAUAAAUGACUGCUGUCAUUCAUUUUGUAAUAAAGUGCAUAGCAUCGUUUUGUAAAUGGUCGACUGCCUUUUAGUCCACAAACAGACCCCCCCCCCACACACACACUCAGUAAUAGUUCUGCUAGUUGGGGAUAAUCCACUGUUGUGUUAAGACGAGGCUCCCAUAGUAGAUGUAACAGCGCUUGCUAUAUCCUCCCUGGGUGCUUCCUCUUGGCCCCCCAAAGCUGCAGCUGAUUGGCUACAGAGCUUUUAGUUUUGGCUCUGAAUAGCCACGCUUGUGAACGGAGCAGUUCAAGUGAACGCUAGCUUGGGGUCACUUUACUCAUUUGAAGCGUGGGCGUCUGAUGUGCAACCAGCCUUCAUCAUCUAAAGGUCUGUAUUGGCAUAGCUGAGCCACCUUCUGUUUGAGAUACACCCAACCGUUCAGAAUGAAGGCAAGGGGCAGAACUGUGUGCUAAUCCAACCCGGGGUGGGGGGGCGGGGUGCUGCCAAAAUUGGCCUCCACCGGUCGAGCUUCCUCUUGCCAUAACAUAUAGUGCAUCUUGCUCUGUGUUCUGCUGUGAUGUUCCCCUGCCCUCCAGUGACACAGGAUGACGAAAUGCACAGUGUUGGAGACAUGGGGAUGGUUGGGCUUGCCAAUAGAGCUGGGGUGGAACUUGACACAGGGAUACCAUUUUUCAGUGGCAGCUCUGUUUCUCUCCACUCUAAGUUAGAAGGAUAUGCUCUGCUUUUCUGCCUUUUUGUAGAGAGAUUGUGCCUUGUGCUCUUUGAUUCAGCACCUUCCACAAGCACUAAAUUCACUUUAUACAUUUUUAAAGGAGUCUUUUUUUUUAAUGUACACAGCCACAAGCUUUUCGUGUGUGGAAAUUUACUGCGCUAGUAUGGCCUGAAUCUUAUAUGUCCUGGGUGAAUGUCAGUCACAUGUUUAUCCCAUGCACUAAUCUCUGAACAGCUGAUUUUAAAUAUCUGCUGUGAAACACUUUGCUGACCUUCAGAAAGAGUAAAAUUUUAAAAUUUUCAUUUGCCUUUUCAAAACAUGUCACUUGGAAGCAACUGUCAACAUAUUACCCAUCUCCAAACAGUGUUUACUUGGGAAAUGCUCGCUGUGUUGGUUUUUUAAAUGUAGUCAAUAA